Doryrhamphus excisus (bluestripe pipefish) is the source of this 5709-nucleotide messenger RNA. It is a transcript of the gene lhx9, whose product is annotated as LIM homeobox 9. NCBI's taxonomy places the organism in Eukaryota, Metazoa, Chordata, Actinopteri, Syngnathiformes, Syngnathidae. The record is from RefSeq and is a predicted model, not a curated record. Gene Ontology annotation, biological process: neuron differentiation; regulation of transcription by RNA polymerase II. Gene Ontology annotation, cellular component: nucleus. Gene Ontology annotation, molecular function: DNA-binding transcription factor activity, RNA polymerase II-specific; RNA polymerase II transcription regulatory region sequence-specific DNA binding.
UUUUAUAUGAACAAAAAAAGCGUCUAAAACCAUCAUUAUAAAAUAUAUGACACCGUUCACAAAAAAAAAAAAGCCCACACAAUGAGUGGCAUAUUAUAAUGAAAUAUUACAGUUAAUAUUACUCCUCGCUUGUGCACUGACACAAAUCCUAAAUCCUCCUCGGCUAGAAUCAAAUGUUACCGCUGGAGGCUCCGGGUCAACACAAUUCUCCUUUAUCGACAUUUAAACUCGUCAUAAAUGUCUCCAUCAAAUCAUGAAAAGGCCCAACUUCUUGUAUUUUUUAGUUGUAAAUAAAACACCUUAUUUAUUUCACUUAUUCUUAUCCUGUCAGGGUGCUAAAUAAAUAUAGUGAUUUUAUUUUUUAUUUUGUUUUUUUUUCUCUCUUUCCUUCAUGGGGCCUCCAAUUAAAGGCUACACAAUUUGAUGUGUGUGUGUGUGUGUGAUAAUGUAACAUUUUCAAAUGAAGCAUAUCAUAACUAAAAUUAAAAAUAAACCAAAGGUCAGUCGAUUACUUUACUUAAUUUUUUUUGUCAUAUUUUUUUAAUUAAUAUUUUUAUACUAUACCGAUUAAAGCAUCCCGUUUAGACUGAGCUUUUCUGUUUUUUUAUUAGCUUCACACCCUGUCAAUACUUAUAAUGUAACCUCAAUAUACUGUAUAUUAAUGUAUAUAUGAAGUCAUUUUUUCCCCUUUCACAUUGACCUCAACAUUAUUAUAUAUUUUUUGUUCAUUUUUCUCGUAUAGAACAUUCCCUGUGUGUGUCUGUGCUAUAUGGAAAAUAUGACUUUCUUUAAAUUGAAAUACCAGUGGAAAAUAUGAAUACUGUAAAAAAAAGCCAUUUAAUGUAGUUAUUUACCGGCUAAUUAGAUUACAUUCAAAUCAUUGAAAAAAAAAUAAAGGAAAAAAUUGCCAUGUAUUUAUUUUGAAUCCUAAUAUAAUUAAAGUCUAGCUAAUUAUGUGAUACAGCAAAGCCACGCCCACUACAGCCUAUCAAUAAUCACGGUCACGCCCCCUUAGACGCUGACACAAACGCACCUGUUUAAAUGUAUGUUAAGAUAAGAUGUUUUUCAUGUGUUUUAAAAGGAGAAAAAAGCAAUUUAUAAUAAUUUUGGUGUUUUUAAAUUAAUUAUAAAUGUAUUUUUUGGUGUAAAUAAGUGGAGGAUUUUUAAAUGGAGUAUUAUACAAGAAGUAAAAAGGACGCUUCUUUGUUGGGCAAUAGAAAUGAUUGGUGUGUGUGUGUGAGAGAGAGAGAGAGAGAGAGAGAGAGAGAGAGAAAGAGAGAGAGAGAGAGGGAGGGAACUCCUCCUACCAAAAUUAUUCACACUGGGCAGGCUUUGCUCUCUUCACAAAUAGGACACAGUUCUCAAAUCCAGGCAGUCCCAAUCUGACCUCCAAACACCAAGGAACCCUAACUGGGAACUUUGGGAAAAGAGAAAAAAAGAGAGAGAGAGAGAGAGAGAAAAGAAACAAGGCAAACAUUGUGUCAUUAUUUUUUUUUGGCCAGCCUCCUCCUCCCCCCCCCCCCCCCUUUUGACUCCAUCACCCGUUUUGGACUAUAUAUAUUUUUUUUGAUGUGGAGAAGAGAUAUUCUGCAAAGAAGGAACAAGCCUGUGCGCCACCAUCUUUCCUUCUCGUCCCACCCAAUGCUGUUGUUGUAGUUUUUUUUCUUCUUCUUCUUCUUCUUGUUUCCAGUCGUUUUUGCAGACUGAGAGUCUCUGCAGGGUUUUGCUUUUCGCUCCCCCCCCGCCCCCCUCCCCGCGGCCCAUUUGGAUGCGCUGAGCCGGGCCAGCACCAUACGGUCCACACACACGGUGUAUGGAAGUGGUGGGCUGCAAGGCAGAGGCAGCCAGUUGCAAGUUGCGUCCAGGACCGGGAGGACCGGGAGGACCGGGAGCCAUGCUUUUCCACGGGAUCUCCGGGGAUCACAUCCAAGGGAUCAUGGAGGAGAUGGAGAGAAGGUCCAAGUCGGAGUCUCGCUUGGCGAAGAGCAUGCAGCUUAACGGGAGAGAGACGACCAUGCCCUCCAUGAGCCCGGAGAAGCCCGCCCUGUGCGCCGGCUGUGGAGGCAAGAUCUCGGACAGAUACUACCUCCUGGCCGUGGACAAGCAGUGGCACCUGCGCUGUCUCAAAUGCUGUGAAUGUAAACUAGCGCUGGAAUCGGAGCUAACGUGUUUUGCCAAGGAUGGGAGCAUCUACUGCAAGGAGGAUUAUUACAGAAGGUUCUCCGUGCAGAGGUGCGCGCGCUGCCACCUGGGGAUUUCCGCCUCGGAGAUGGUGAUGCGCGCCAGAGACUCUGUGUACCACCUGAGCUGCUUCACUUGCACGACGUGCAACAAGACCCUCACCACGGGAGACCACUUCGGCAUGAAGGACAGCCUCGUCUACUGCCGCCUCCACUUCGAGAGCUUGGUGCAGGGAGCCGACUACCACCCCCAACUCAACUUCGCCGAGCUGGCGGCCAAGGGCGGCGGCCUCGGCCUGCCCUACUUCAACGGCACCGGCACGGCACAGAAGGGCAGACCGCGCAAGAGGAAGAGCCCCGCCAUGGGCUUGGACUUACCCAGCUACAACACAGGCUGCAACGAGAACGACACGGACCAUUUGGACCGGGACCAGCAGGCCUACCCGCCGACACAGAAGACCAAGCGCAUGCGGACGUCCUUCAAACACCACCAGCUGCGGACAAUGAAAUCCUACUUUGCCAUCAACCACAACCCGGACGCUAAGGACCUAAAGCAGCUGGCCCAGAAGACGGGUCUGACUAAAAGAGUUCUCCAGGUUUGGUUCCAAAACGCGAGAGCCAAAUUCAGAAGGAACGUUUUACGACAAGAGAAUGGAGGUGUUGAUAAGGCUGAUGGCACCUCACUCCCUCCACCCUCAUCCGACAGUGGGGCCCUCACCCCCCCCUCCAGCGCGGCCACACUAACAGACCUGACAAACCCCUCUAUUACCGUAGUGACGUCCGUCACCUCUAGUUUGGACAGCCACGAUUCGGGGAGUCCCUCGCAAACUACCUUGACAAACCUUUUCUAACAAGCUAGCAAGACUGCUUUCAUUUUUGCUUUUGUCCCCCCCCACACCCCCCCGUCCACUUUUUUUUUUCUUUAUUGACACCUUUAAAAACAAGCAGAAGCGACACCUUGGAAGAGAGAGUGCCGUACUGUUUUUUGACGCAAACAGGAACCACAAGAACAAGAAGAGCACAUUUCAAAAUAAAAUGUGUAGCAUUUGACACCGCAUGGCUUUGGAAAGGACUUUAAAGAGAAAAAAAAAAUACCAUUGGAAGAACAAUAACCCCCAAACCUGGAAACUAGCAUUCUUCAUUUGACUUGAUUUGUACAUUUGUAUUGAAUUCUGAUCAAUUCAGCCCUUUUUUUUGCUUAAUUGGUGAAUCUUGCUCUCGGAAACCUGUAAUUGUAUGCACUGUGUUGGCACUAAUUAGGUCAUUUUUUUGUUUUGUUUUGUUUUGGAAUCCAACUUGUAGAAUGUUCUGUAUAUGGGUCGAUCCAGAAAAUAGGCUUUAAUUCUCUUUUUGAAUGUCUCCCGUCUGUACGACAGUGGAAUAAUCAGACUCAGAUCCCAAUUGGAUUCAUUCAUUCUAGAACCGGACUUUCUCACUUGAUGAAGACAUGUACUGGAACGAGACGCCAAUCUUACAUUGCACAGUUAAUAACGUUCGCUUAAGGAAUGGUGGGCAGUUCGUGUAAUGGCAGGGGGUGUCCAAAACGUUGAUGCAGGGGGGGGGGCGCUUUGAUACGUAGACCAGAAAACCCAUCUGCCCAACGUAGUGUCGGUCAAUAUAUGCUACAUCUUCGUAUUUCCGUAACUAUUUCAUAAGGAAGGACCACAAAAUGGCCACACAUCUGCUUCGUAAACAAAUAGCUCUUUCUUAUCAUCAAAGUUGCGCUAAUAAUGAUGAAAGUUGACUAGAUCUUCGCUUUGUGUUCAAGGUCACAAUGCUAAUUGGUCAUAUCUGGUAUACCUGCGUCAACCCUAGCCAAGAAUUUCCCAUAGUUCCCAUAGUUGGCCAGAAAUGGCAACAGUAAUCUGCGAAGCUAAUGUUGCAAUGUUGGGUUUUUCCACCCCUAAUUUUGUAAUUUUGCGGAAAAUUACCCUUAUUUUCAAAUACAAAUCCUGACAGAAUAAACAAUUAAUAUCUAGUAAUACACGGUCGUGGGAAAAUAACUAUUAGAUCACUUUGUUUCUUCAGUUUCUUGUUCAUUUUAAAGUGGUUGGACAAACAUAACCAAUGAAAGUCUGAUGAGCUAUUUUUGUUAUCAUCAAAUCUGUCCAAAAUAUGUAUAUUCAGUUGUUAAAAAUGGAUGGACAAACUGAAGAAACAAUGGUGGUCUAAUGACUUUAUCUGAUUAGAGCUGUGACUCACCAUUAUUUUCUUCCUUGAUUAAUCUGAAGCUCAAUUAAUCGAGUAAUCGGUUCGAGGUCCGAAUGGUUAUUCAUUCAUUCAUUUUCAUUCAGGGUACACCCUGGACUGGUCACCAGCCAAUCACAGGGCACAUAUAGACAAACAACCAUUCACACUCACAUUCAUACCUAUGGACAAUUUGGAGUCGCCAAUUAACCUAGCAUGUUUUUGGAAUGUGGGAGGAAACCGGAGUACCCGGAGAAAACCCACGCAUGCACGGGUAGAACAUGCAAACUCCACACAGAGAUGGCCGAGGGUGGGGAAAGUCAAAAUAAGAAGCCAAAAAGUUACCACUUCCACACAAAUAGGAGGAGAACUCAUUCAUUCAUUCAUCCAUUUUCUACCGCUUAUAGCUGUUAAAUAGGUCUGAGUUCAUGGAUGACAAAGGAAAUUUAACAAAUAUUCACAAUUCCGAGGCUGAGGAUAUUUACUGUACAUUUUUACAGUCAAAAAAACGAGUCAUGGAAUUCCAACGUAAUUGAUUAAUAAUUGAUUCAUCAUUGAUUGAUAUUGGUGACUCCAAAUUGUCCAUAGGUACGAAUGUGAGUGUGAAUGGUUGUUUGUCUAUAUGUGCCCUGUGAUUGGCUGGCCACCAGUCCAGGGUGUACCCCAACUUUUGCCCGAAGACUGCUGGGAUAGGCUCCAGCAUACCCACGACCCUAGUGAGGAUAAGCAGUAGAAAACGAAUGAAUGAAAAAAAAUUCAAGCAUGGCAAACUAUCAUUAUUAGAGCCCUCUUGAUACAAAAUAACACCCCUAUAGUGACCUUUACACUCAUAUUACUCAAUAUGGUAGAUAUAAUCACAGAAAAUAAUUUAAAAAUUAGACCCGUGCUUGUGUGUGUUUCAAUAAAUGUCUAACCGGACGUGUGGACAGGAAGUGGAGCUUCCAUCGUAUAGCAGUGCUAUAUCUCAUUAUCAAUGAAUUCAAUAUGCAGUUAAGGGACAGUUAAAAAAAAAAAAAAAAAAAACUGCGGUGAGCAAAGGGGCCCCCGGGCCAUAUUUUUGGACACCCCCCCCCCAUGUAGUCAACUGCCUUCUGAUCAAGUCAACUGCACAACGCCCAGUGAAAAGUGCAUUAUUGUUUUAUCAUGUUGCUCAGGGUGACCAUUUUUUUUUUAAAGGGAAAAAUGAGUUCGAAUUAAGACUGGAAACUGUCAUGAGCGUUGAAAUGACCUCAGCUAGAUGGACGUGCAAAGAGAGGCAGCCAUGUUUUUUUCCACUAUUUGGGACAUAUUUUUUUAUUUUCUCUAAUAACCAGACCAAAAAAAAAAAAAAAAAAAAAUCAAA